This is a messenger RNA of Myzus persicae (green peach aphid), 1768 nucleotides long. Its product is annotated as GTP-binding protein Rheb homolog. Gene Ontology annotation, cellular component: plasma membrane. Gene Ontology annotation, molecular function: GDP binding; GTP binding; GTPase activity. Gene Ontology annotation, biological process: small GTPase-mediated signal transduction. The transcript has 5 exons. Lineage: Eukaryota; Metazoa; Arthropoda; Insecta; Hemiptera; Aphididae. The record is from RefSeq and is a predicted model, not a curated record. The coding region runs from base 225 to 791 and encodes 188 amino acids.
CUCGGUGACUCGGUUAACAUGUUGUAUAAUCUACACGAUAUACUAAUACUACUAAAGCCUUGUAGUAAAAUAUUAUUAUUGUGCGUAUAAUAAAUAGUAAAUACUAUAAUCAUUAGGCAUAGUAUUCACUAUUCAGUAUAAGUUGUACAAUCCAAUGGCCAAUAUGAUAUGGCAUGGGUAAUGGGUCGAGAAUAAAUGAAUGAAGUGAUCGCAGUCUGAAAAAAAUGCCGCCGAAACAAAGAAAAAUCGCCAUUAUGGGCUACCGUUCAGUCGGCAAGUCGUCGUUGAGCAUUCAAUUCGUUGAAGGUCAAUUUGUAGAUUCUUAUGAUCCAACAAUUGAAAACACUUUUGUGAAAACUACUAAAGUCAACAAUCAAGAAUAUGACUUAAAAUUAGUCGAUACAGCCGGACAAGAUGAGUACUCCAUAUUGCCAACACAAUAUUCUAUGGACAUUCAUGGAUAUGUCUUAGUCUAUAGUAUUACGUCCCCAAAAUCUUUUGAAAUCAUUCAGAUAAUUUAUGAUAAAUUAUUAGACAUGACUGGCAAAGUGCAUGUUCCCGUAGUAUUGGUAGGUAAUAAAAAAGAUUUGCAUAUGGACCGUGUUGUUACACAAGAGGAAGGACGGAAGUUAGCAGAUUCUUGGAAAGCUGUAUUUCUUGAAGCUUCAGCCAAGCAGAAUGAGGUAACAUCAAAAAAAUGUGUAGCUGACAUAUUUCACACCAUGUUAAUGGAAAUUGAAAAAGCGAAUGGGAAUACCGUUCAAGAAAAUAAUAAGUGCAGUAUAUCGUGAGAGUGCAACAUGACUGUUAAUUACAUUUUUUUUCCAUAAAUGUUUAUCUUAAUUUGUAUAACUUAUGUGAAAUGAAUAUGAAAAUUACCAUUGAAAACCGAAAUGAUGAUUGUUAAUUUAGUCGCAUAUUUUAUAAGUAAUUUUAAUUUUAAAUGCAACUAAAAAAAUAUUUUCUUCUACUUAAUGCUAAACUAUUAUUUUACUUAAUGUAUUUUGUAACAUAAUAUUAUGUUUGUUUUAUCAUUUUUUACAUUAAAUUUUAAUUUGAAUUAGUUUUUAAAAUGAAUCAUUUUAAUAGUAUUGUACAGGGUGGUUCUUUUAUCAAUAACACUAAUUAUUUUAAUAUCUAUUUACUGAGAUAAUAUGUACUAUUAAAUAUUUUAUACUGCUAUUUUAUUUCUUUAUGUUAGUUGGUCAAAUCAUGUUCAAUUUAUGAUUCUUAAAUUACUACCUAUAUUUUUCUUUUCGUUAUCUAAACUGUAAAGCAUACGGACAAUGGGUAAAUUGCUCUUACCAGUACUUACACUAAAUAAUUUCAUCAUAAUUACAUAUUGUACUGAUAGUUUUGAUUAACAUUUCUAAUAAAAAUAAUAAUCUAAAUUCUGAAGCAUUACAUUUUGAUGUGUUGUUGUAUAAAAUAAACUGAACUGGUUUGUAUUUGGUUAUUUGUUAUACGUUGUUAGUGUACAUAUUAUGGAGUAGUGAACCAUAUAUUUAACAUGCAUACAUCUUGUCAGUCAUCUAAACUAAAAUUUAAGUGGUUAUUAAUUAACUAUUUUUCUUUAUUUCGGUAUUUAUACAUUAAUAUUUUUCAUAAAAAUGUUCUACUUCAGAUAUUGAAAAUAAGAAUAUAGGCUGCUUUUUAAGAAUCAAAAAUUGGUUGUAGUUUCUCUGUCAAUUAUAAGGAAAAGAGCAAUAUGAAAUGUAAGAUUUAUGUGUAAAUGAAUUUUGAAUAAAUAUAUGUUCACUUCAAAGUA